AUGAAUCUCUUCAAGGUUCUGAACAGGUUUUGCGUGAGACCAGGAGAAUGCAAUUACCGCCUCUUUCGGCGCAUUCAGGUGACUAUUGUUAUUCCCCUGGGGGAUUAUCUCCCAUUCGGGCUCUUCGGUCAAUUUCCUGUACUUUAUGGCUUCCAGUCAUCGUCAGCUUCAAACUUUGUCAGCUCCAGUCAGCUUCAAUCAUCGGCAGCCCUGAUUAUUGUCAGCUUCAAUCAUCGUCAGCUCCAGUCAGCUGCAAUCAUCGGCAGCCCUGGUUAUGGUAAGCUUCAAUCAUCGUCAGACCCUGGUCAUCGUCGGCUCCAAUCAUCAUCAGUCCCCGGUCAUCGUCAGCUUCAAUCAUCGUCAGCUCCGAUCUACCUUUUGGUGGUCUCGGUAUAUUGCUGUAUGAGCCGCGGCCCACGAAACGUUAACCACAGCCUGGUAGUAGCAUGUCCUAUAUUUUUGCCAGAAGCGCGGAGGAAUAAACAUCCAAGAACCGGCUCCUCCUCCUCCUCCUCCUCUUCUUCUUCUUCUUCCUCCUCCUCCUCCUCCUCCUCCUCCUUCUCAUCCUCCUCCUCCUCUCCUCCUCCUUCUGUGUCGCCGUCUGAACAGCAGCAAUCAAUCCUAUUUAACCGAAGUCUUUGGACUCCGCUAGACUUAACCCGUCCCAUACAAUUAUCAGACUUUGCCUUCAGUAGCCCUUCAAACUACUCACUCUCCAAGCACAAAGGCGAGGAAGACUUUUCAGAGGGCGUCUCUCCAUUUGCAUCUCUUCUCUAUUUUCAGCUCUAUUUCCUCAUUAACCUCUGCUCUGUGUCCACGUCCUUAGGAAACGUUACUUUAUUCGCGCUCAAAACCGGCUCCUCCUCCUCCUCCUCCUCUUCUUCUUCUUCUUCUCCUCCUCCUCCUCCUCCUCCUCCUCCUUCUCAUCCUCCUCCUCUCCUCUCCUUCUUGUGUCGCCGUCUGAACAGCAGCAAUCAAUCCUAUUUAACCGAAGUCUUUGGACUCCGCUAG
Molecule: messenger RNA, 1011 nt
Organism: Macrobrachium nipponense
Lineage: Eukaryota; Metazoa; Arthropoda; Malacostraca; Decapoda; Palaemonidae
Exons: 6
Coding region: 1-1011 (336 amino acids)
Source: RefSeq, a predicted model, not a curated record